Physcomitrium patens is the source of this 1917-nucleotide messenger RNA. RefSeq lists its product as uncharacterized. Gene Ontology annotation, molecular function: DNA-binding transcription factor activity; DNA binding. The record is from RefSeq and is a predicted model, not a curated record. Gene Ontology annotation, biological process: regulation of DNA-templated transcription. Lineage: Eukaryota; Viridiplantae; Streptophyta; Bryopsida; Funariales; Funariaceae.
UCGGUCUGCAUUUGCUUCAGUGGUGCGGGACGUAGAAUAGGAAUUCCGUUGAAGGGAAAUGCGAAGCGGCAGGGCGUUAGGGUAAAGAUAGGCGGAGUGGAGUGGAGGUGGGGGUUUGGGGGUCGUGUCUGUGUGAGGUGGAGUUCUAGAAUGACCGAAGCGAAUUUGGAACUGUGCACUGGUAACCCCGUAGCGUUUUGAGGCUUUUCAGGCAGAAUACUGGGACAAUUCAAGGACAUCUCCGGGAGUCAAAAGGAUAAAACUAUUUUCAAUGUCCAUGUUUCAACAAUCGCACAAGAUUGUUUCUGAUUGAUAGGGCUGCGCGCAGUGUUGCAUUAUUUCGUUCACCGUUGUGAAUCAAAUUUAGGUAGUGACAUCCGACCUGCUUACGAGCUGUCAACCUUCAAUCAUGACUAACCGUCCUUUCAACAGUUCCUCUGGAGCAGUCAAUUCUGAUACCAGAAAGCAAUCAAAAAGGUUCAAAGGUAUCCUUGAACCUAAGGGUCGAGUGAAAGGGUUCAGAGUGGAGAUUCGUCCGUCCAACUCCAAGUCGAAAAUUUGGGUUGGGACUUUUGACACGCGAGACAAAGCCAUGCGAGCGUAUGAUGCAGCUUUGUAUUAUAUCGGGAAGGACCCGCACUACUACUCAUACCCUAAAGGCUACUUUAGAAAGUGUUCACAGAAGCCGUCCAAAGAAGUUGUAGUUAGCGAGGCCAAGAGAUUCGCAGAGAAGACUGAUUUCCUUCUGAAGAAUAUGUCAGAUCUUGAAAUCGUGGAUGAAAUCUUGAACGAAUUGCCGGCUCGAGCUGUACUAUUUGAUGCGCCUUCUCAAGAUCUUCAAGUGGCCGAGCCAUUAUUAUGGCCUGAACUGCCCAAUCAAUUGCCUUUGAAAGCAUCUUCGGACGACCUUCAAGCGGACGAUUCAUUUUGGUCUGAACUGCAUAAUGAAUGGCCGCAUUUUGAUGUAUUCCCUCACGACCCUCGAAUGGACGAAAUAUUAUGGCCUGAAUUGCCUAUUGAAUCUCCCUUGGAAGGACCUUCUCAAGACUCUCAAGUGGACGAAACAUUAUGGUCUGAACUGCCCAAUGAGCCUCCUUUGGAAGCAUCUUCUCACGACUUUCAGGUGUGCGAAGGAUUGUUGCUUGGAUUUAACAAUGCAUUGCGUAAACCUUCGAAUGAAUCACCUGAACUUCCCAAUGAAUUGCCUUUGGUAGCAUCUUCUCACGACAUUCAAGUGGAAGAAGCAUUAUUGGCUGAUCUGAUCGAGAAAACAUCUUCGGAAGCACUUUCUUAUGCCCGUCCAAAAUGCCAAGAACCUUACGAUUGGCCCUGUUAUUGAUCCAAUGAAUGUCGUGUUGCCUGCGGGUUAUGACGAUCCUUCUUCAGACAAAUUUACAUCUAUUGGGUCGUUCCAGGGCGACGACAGAUCUGAAGGUUUGUGGGGGAUGGAUUUGCCGAUUAUGAAUUUGGAUUGCUUAUGUUGGGAUGACUUAAUCGUAUCGACCAUCACAAUGUGUAGUUUACGACCUUGUUAUUGUGAUAAUUCUACGAAGCGGUUGAAGAAUUUGUAUUGUAAGCUUGGUUGACGGCGAGAGACAACACUGACGACAUCUAUGAAAGCAGUUGUUACCCUCCAAAGCCUUCGAAACGGUGCUGUGUUCUUUUUUCAAAUGUAUACAAACCAUGCGCAGGGUUUUUUUUGCUGGGUCAAAGUAGUGAUUUAAAAAAAAUAAAAAAUAAAAAAAAUGUAAUUUUUUUACGUUUACAAUUCGAUCUAUAUGCUCCUUCAUAUUAUGUAAUGUCUAGGAUUCCACAAUACGUUGUGUGUGCACAGACUCGGCAGUUGUGUGUGCAUGGACUUGUUUUGUAAUACUAAAUUGGGAUGGCUUUUAAAUAUCGGAUGAGGAAUUUUGGGUA